Messenger RNA from Drosophila suzukii, 2233 nucleotides. It is a transcript of the gene CCKLR-17D3, whose product is annotated as Cholecystokinin-like receptor at 17D3. Gene Ontology annotation, molecular function: neuropeptide receptor activity; gastrin receptor activity. Gene Ontology annotation, biological process: neuropeptide signaling pathway. NCBI's taxonomy places the organism in Eukaryota, Metazoa, Arthropoda, Insecta, Diptera, Drosophilidae. The record is from RefSeq and is a predicted model, not a curated record. Gene Ontology annotation, cellular component: plasma membrane.
CCGCCAGUCGUCAGUUGCCCACGACGCGUCACUCGCAACGGUAGCAGGCGAGCCAUCUCCCGGCAGCAGCCGCCGCCUCCUCGUCUCCUCGGAUUCCUCGGAGUCCCAGAACCCAGAGCAAUCCCCGCCAGCCUGCGCGCAAGCGUCGCCGUUUCAACUGCAAUCGAGUGAAUUUAUUUAUUUUUUUUGGUGACCCAACGGACAUGUCUGGUGGAGGCAAGUGAUCGGCCGGCUUCCCGGUUUCCGGUUCCCGGGAUGUUCAACUACGAGGAUGGGGACGCCGACCAGGCCACGGCGUCGGUGUCCGCGUCUGCGUAUCGGGCCCUACUCGACUACUAUGCCAAUGCGCCCAGUGCGGCGGGUCACAUAGUAUCCCUCACCGUGGGUCAGUACAAUGACACGGGAUCCGGCUCCGACUACGGCUCCUCCCUGGCGGGCAAUGGCAGCACCACCACCGCCGACUACUUUGCCACCCAGCGGCUGGACAUCGACCUGGUCACCGAGCUGGCCGUCUCCCUGGGCACCAGUUCCGUCGCUCCAGGUGCGGUUCCAGGUCCCGCAUCCACUACAAGUCCCAGUGCGGGGAGUAGCACCACUGGCAUGCCCGUCUGGCUAAUACCCAGCUACAGUGUGAUCCUGCUCUGCGCGGUGCUGGGCAACCUGCUGGUCAUCUCGACGCUGGUGCAGAACCGCCGGAUGCGCACCAUCACCAACGUUUUCCUGCUCAACCUGGCCAUCUCGGACAUGCUGCUGGGCGUGCUCUGCAUGCCCGUCACCCUGGUGGGCACCCUGCUGCGGAACUUCAUCUUCGGCGAGUUCCUCUGCAAGCUGUUCCAGUUCUCGCAAGCCGCCUCCGUGGCCGUCUCCUCCUGGACCUUGGUGGCCAUAUCCUGCGAGCGCUACUACGCCAUUUGCCAUCCGCUUCGCUCGCGAUCCUGGCAGACGAUCAGCCACGCCUACAAGAUCAUCGGCUUCAUCUGGCUGGGCGGCAUUCUGUGCAUGACCCCCAUAGCGAUCUUCAGUCAAUUGAUACCCACCAGCCGACCCGGCUACUGCAAGUGCCGCGAAUUUUGGCCCGACCAAGGCUACGAGCUCUUCUACAACAUCCUGCUGGACUUCCUGCUGCUCGUCCUGCCGCUGCUGGUGCUCUGCGUGGCCUACAUCCUCAUCACGCGGACCCUCUACGUGGGCAUGGCCAAGGACAGUGGCCGGAUCCUGCAGCAAUCAGUACCCGCAUCCGCAGGAACGGCCGGCGGAGGCGGACCCACUCCGGGCACAAGCGGCAGCAGCAACUGCAUUCUGGUCCUCACCGCCACGGCAGUCUAUAACGAAAACAGUAACAACAACAAUAGUAAUGCAGAGGGAUCUGCUGGCGGAGCAGCUACUACAGCCACGACAACUCUGACAACCAGAACGACUGCUCCGACUGUGAUCACCACCACCACCACGACGACGGUGACGCUGGCCAAGACCUCCUCGCCAAGCAUCCGCAUCCAUGAUGCGGCCCUUCGCAGAUCCAACGAGGCCAAGACCCUGGAGAGCAAAAAGCGAGUGGUCAAGAUGCUGUUCGUCCUGGUGCUGGAGUUUUUCAUCUGCUGGACGCCACUGUAUGUGAUCAACACGAUGGUCAUGCUCAUUGGGCCGGUGGUGUACGAGUACGUGGACUACACGGCCAUCAGUUUCCUGCAGCUGCUGGCCUACUCCUCCAGCUGCUGCAACCCGAUCACCUACUGCUUCAUGAACGCCAGCUUCCGGCGCGCCUUCGUGGACACCUUCAAGGGGCUGCCCUGGCGCCGUGGAGGCGGUGCUGGUGGCGGUGCCGCCUUCGGACUGUCCGCCAGCCAGGCGGGCCCGGGUCCAGGUGCCUAUGCGAAUGCCAACACCAACAUCAGUCUCAAUCCCGGCCUGGCCAUGGGCAUAGGCACCUGGCGGAGUCGCUCGCGCCACGAGCUCCUCAAUUCGGUGGUGACCACCAACUGUGCCGCCGCCGCCGCCGCCGACAGUCCUCAGCUGUAAGCUAUUCGGGACUCGCCCGGACUCGCCCAGGACUCUUCAAGGACUCGCCCAGAGGAUCGGUGUAAAUAUGUACCAUAAAGUCACUUCGUGUGUGUGUUUUUUUUUAAGGGAAGUAUGUAUUUUUUUUACCUACUUGUGAUUUUGAUCGUACUCGUAAACUAACUCAGACGCUAGUCUAUCGGUGUUUCAAUUGAACUUCCUAAGGUUGCCGCUAAUA